AUGACUAAACUCCGUGGACUAAACGCUGGUCAUUUAAAUAUUAUCAAGCAGUCUGAACAUCACCUUUGGACCGCAACGCUGGUAGCUAUGCGAUGGGAUUGGGAAGGCAUAACUAUGCAGAAAUCCACCAAACAUUUUAAAUGGUACUUUGAUGAUUAUGCCGCUACCCCGUUCCGGCGUGAGGAUGUCAUUACGAAGCUCAACUGGUGUUGCAGCGAGCUGAUGACUACACAAUCGGGUCACGAUGACACGGCGCCUCCACGAGUUCAAGAUGGAUACUGGAACGGCCAUGGCAAAGCAUUUGGACGCCUUCGACGAGCUCGUUGUCGGUCUUCAGACGCUUGGAAAGCCUGUCGACGAGGCACGGCAGCUGGUAGUGCUACUGACCAGCCUUCCAGCCGAAUACGAGCUGAUACCAUCUACCAUCGAAAACUUCAAGGACAUCAUGCUCAUCGAGGUGAAGAGAAGCUGUUAAAGGAGUGUGAACGGUUGGAGAGAAAAAACACGACUCCAGAACGAGCGUUCAAGGUUAGCACUGGACGAUUCGAGGGCAACAAGGGGAACGGUCGCAAGUGGAUCGAUCAGAAGAAAAACGCUAAUGGUUUCGAGGCAAGUGUUUUAAAACGUGUAAACGGAUGGGUGAUCGACAGCGGAGCGACCGCACACAUGACCCCGCACCGUUCUGAUCUGUUCGCGUAUGAGAACGUGAAUAGUGGCAUCGAAGUAACAAUCGCUGACGGAAUGAAGCUGCAGGUCACUGGCCGUGGUACGGUACGCUUGAUUGGACUGGACGGUAAACGGAUUAUGAUGGUUAAAGUCCUUCACAUCCCGGGCUUUGAUCGGCGUCUAUUGUCAGUGGGAAAGUUCGCUGAUCGUGGCCUGAACGUGGAGUUCCAGCGAUCCGCAUGGGUUAUAUGGGGCACGGCUAGCGCAAUUGCAAAGGGUAAGAAGGUGGGCAAGGCGUACAUAUUGGACUGUGAACACGAAGAAGCUCAAUUCGUUCAGUACGUCGAGGCUGGCAGCAAGUGA
Molecule: messenger RNA, 1029 nt
Organism: Peronospora belbahrii
Lineage: Eukaryota; Oomycota; Peronosporomycetes; Peronosporales; Peronosporaceae
Source: the annotation of a GenBank genome assembly